CCCCCGCCCCCGAGCGCGUGCGCGUUCAGACCUGCCCCGCACGCCACCUAGCGCGCCCGGUGCCCGCGUGUGACGGACGGCGACAGUGCUGGUGUUUUGUUCGGUGACGAUCAUGCGAUGCAGGAGCGAGAAGAAGUGUGUUUUUUGGAACGUUUCGAGUCGGUGUCUCGCCACUCCCCCUCACCCUGUCAUCGCAGCGUCUGUCCGGACUUGCUCUUGGUCCAAUUUCGACGUUGCUAGGUGUAGUGAAUAGUGCCGUGGAAGACAUUCUUUUCAACGUAUAAAUGUUGCGAUACAUACUCCGAAAACUUUUUCGAAUUUUACUUGUGUGAAGGGCAGCUGUACUACAAGAGAACAUUAAUUCCGACAGAAAUUAUUUAGUGUUUUCGAGUUUUCUUAAAGCGAGAGACGGGAAGAGGUUUACGGGUAUGUGCCAGCAGUCGCCCCUGACUACACAUUGCUUCAUUUUAAGAAGUUAUUGUUUAAGUGUUACUACAGCGACUGGAUUACACUUUGUAUGUCAGGUGUUGCAACUUGCUCGAAUCAGAUAGAAUAUACUUUCUUCUUAGUGAACUAGUUUUAAGAUUCUGUUUGUGUAGUGAGAUAAAAGAAACUAAACGAGAUUAUUUGGAUCACGUUCAUUCUGAGCUGGAUGCUUGUUUUCUUGUAUGUUUUUGCAACACUAUUAUAGAAUUAUUCCCCGAACAUUUUCUAUGUCUAUCAGUGAAUGAUUUCUUACAAGAACUGUUGCAUCACAGAACUCUCCCUAUUGUGUCUGUUCAGCAUUUAGAAACUUUCAGAUAUCAGUAGUCAAGUAAAGUCCAGUCAAUAGUAAAAAUUACAAACAUUGUAUUUACGAGAUACGACAGAUUUAGGAGAACGGAGAAAAAACACAUUCAGUAUUGUCAUUUCGUUUCACGAACACACGUGACUCAUUUUGAUCACUGACUCGAACUUUGACUCAUCUGACCCGUACGUACUCCGCGCGUUAAGAAACUACACGUGACUUUUACAUCAAUAAUUGGAUAACCGAAAUAUUCUGCAACACCCGACUGCAACAUUAAGAAAGAAGCGGCAGCUAUGAGGCAGUCAGCUGAAAUGCUUUUUUCCUGAGGAGCAUAAUGGAACCCUUCCUGUACCUGCUGGUGCUCACGUGCUUCCUGUUCGUGGUGCUGAACGUGCACCAGCCCGAGCUGUGGGCGCGCACCAUGGCCGUGGUGGAGCUGUCUCCCGCGGCGGGACCCACCGGCUCCCCCGGCCCGGGCUCCGCCGCCGCCGCCCCCGGACCCGGGCCCGGCCCCGGCCCCGGGCCCGAGCCGCCGGCGCCACCCGGGCCCGACAGCCCGCCCCUGCCCCGCUGGCCGCACACGGACGUCGACCCGGAGAAGAUACUCAAUUUGAAUCAGCCAGAUACUGUGUUAAACGAAACAAAUAAAUUCACAAAUCUUCAAAGUGGAAAUCAUAUCAAUCAAUAUAAAAUAAUAAACUUAAUUAUAUAUUAUAGAAUUAUUUGGGUGGUAGAUAAAGGGGUCAGUAAUAUAAAAAACGACGAAUUCCCAGCACGAAACUUCUUUUUCAGUCCUAACCUUUUUGCAUUAAAUAGGCAAGGCGAGAAAUAUAAUUCAUUUCAGAGAAAAAGUAUUGAAGAGAAUGUUCGGUUGCAAAUCUUACAAAAAAUCCCCAUUUUUCUAUCUAAAUCAGAAAAUAAAACAAAAAAAAUAGUUACUUAUUAUCCUUUUUCAAAAGUUUCAAUUUUUAUUGAAAUAAAUGACAAAGCCUAA
Molecule: messenger RNA, 1781 nt
Organism: Gryllus bimaculatus (two-spotted cricket)
Lineage: Eukaryota; Metazoa; Arthropoda; Insecta; Orthoptera; Gryllidae
Source: the annotation of a GenBank genome assembly